This is a messenger RNA of Malurus melanocephalus (red-backed fairy wren), 695 nucleotides long. It is a transcript of the gene TMEM50A, whose product is annotated as transmembrane protein 50A. Gene Ontology annotation, biological process: late endosome to vacuole transport via multivesicular body sorting pathway; protein targeting to vacuole. Lineage: Eukaryota; Metazoa; Chordata; Aves; Passeriformes; Maluridae. The transcript has 6 exons. The record is from RefSeq and is a predicted model, not a curated record. Bases 1 to 423 code for a protein of 140 amino acids.
AUGCGCGGGGAAUCCGUCGUGUUCUCCCUUCUUUCCCCCCAGUUUUUCACAGGCUGGUGGAUMAUCAUCGAUGCUGCUGUGAAAUACCCUCAAGUGGAAGACUUCAACCAUUCCUACCACGCCUGUGGGGUCAUAGCCACCAUUGCAUUCCUGAUGAUCAACGCCGUGUCCAACGGGCAGGUGCGGGGGGACAGCUACAGCGAGGGCUGCCUGGGCCAGACAGGGGCUCGGAUCUGGCUCUUCAUCGGAUUCAUGAUGGCUUUUGGAUCCCUCAUUGCUUCCAUGUGGAUCCUUUUCGGGGGCUACGUGGUUAAAGAAAAACCAGUGGUGUACCCAGGGAUAGCUGUGUUUUUCCAGAAUGCAUUCAUCUUUUUUGGGGGUUUGGUGUUCAAGUUCGGUCGCACAGAGGAUUUGUGGCAGUGAACCCCCCUGGAGUGCCCCAAACUGCAUCCCCAAAAUUUUGUAAAACCGUUUUGUAAACCUUCCAUUCUGUCAGGAGAGAAAUCAAGGAAAGCUGAAAGCACUAAAGAUUCCAGCUCUGUUCUGUUGAAUUUUUUUUUUUUUACUCUUGUACGUCCACUUCAAUGUUGUGGUGUUUUUGAGAAACGUAAAAUUGCUACAAACCACAGUGGAGUCACUUUUCUAAAAUGGUGUUUGUUACAAAUAAAAGCAGAGUGGAAUAUGGAUAUAUUUAA